Metarhizium acridum CQMa 102 is the source of this 2079-nucleotide messenger RNA. The record is from RefSeq and is a predicted model, not a curated record. NCBI's taxonomy places the organism in Eukaryota, Fungi, Ascomycota, Sordariomycetes, Hypocreales, Clavicipitaceae.
AUGCUUCAGGAGCUGAUGGAGACGCUGCAACCAUGGACACGAUCCGUUCUCAUUGCCGAGUUCAGCUUCUCAACCUCUAUGCCCGCGGCGUUUCCUCACGUACUGGCGGCGCAGUACAACAGCACUGUGGAAGCAUUGUUGAGCGACCGCGAGGAAUGGAACAUACGAUCGCCAUUAACGCCAAGCCAAAUGACACAGGCAGGCGAGUCGGCUGGAUUCAGACUGGCCUCGCACAAGACCAUGACGCCUGGCGAAAAGAACCGCGAAGGCUCACGGGAGGUGCGAAUGCUGCUCAAGGCCAGGGAAUUCGAGAACGAGCGACAGCUUGUAGAGCAGCGUCAUGGUCCGCGCAUCGCACUCAUGUUGAACGGUCUGAAGGAUGCCGUUGCCGAGAGCGUCGAGCGGCUCGGCGGGAUUGAAGCCGUCAGAAACAUGGAUGUCUGGCUCGCAAAGUUUGACCAGUUGACGUCAAGUCUGGUCGUUGUUCCAUUCUACAUCCACCGUCUUCUGUCCGUCAAGCCAGACUCCAGCUGGCAUGUCGGCAGCCUGAUGUCCUCAGCUACCCCAUCAAUGGAAGAAAGAGAGGCAAACGAGUCCACACGCCUGCUGCGUUCACAAGAUGGCCAUGAUGCAGCGCCUCAACCCGAACCCUCGACCGUCCCGAGUGCGCGCCACACAAUCCUCGUCGUGGCCGCAAUUCAAAUCUUUUUGAAUAUUGGAAGCUAUGUCAGCUUCGCAGCCCAACUAGCCAUAUUACAGGACAUCGUCUGCGAAAGUUACUAUGAGCGAGGACUACCUGUAUCCGGGGACGACGGUCGAUGCCAGGUGGACGCUGUACAGAGCGAAGUCGCCUUUAUUAACGGUUGGAAAGAUGUGUUUGAGAUGCUGCCAGCCAUUGUCCUGGCUGUUCCAUAUGGAGCUUUGGCAGACCGCAUCGGGCGCAAAAAGGUAUUUCUUCUCGCCAUUGUAGGCAUAGGUAUGAAUGACCUGUGGAUGCGAAUCAUUUUCUGGUUCUCCCACGUCUUCCCCGUUCGAGCGGUUUGGUUCGGCGGCUUGUGGCAAAUGAUCGGAGCCGGCGCCGCAUCUCUGUCAUCUAUUUCAACGACGGCCUUCUCUCAGCUUCAAUCAGCCAUUAUGAUUGCUCAGUUUGUCUUUGUCCCUGUAGGAGGCACAUUGAUAUCCGUCAACCCUUGGAUUCCCAUGCUCAUCUCCUCCGUGGUGACUGCUUUGGGCUUCCUUGGAGCGCUGAUCUUUCUACCGGAGACACUGCCACCGGAAGAACGCGACUCCGGCAUUACUGGUGUCUCCAACCACCACCGUGACGAUCAAACUACAUCCACAGGCGCCAAGUAUGGCUUUCAAGUUCGGUGGACGAACUUGGUGGCAGGCUUUGCCGCGAUGAUGAAAUGGGUCAGGCAAAACGCCCGACUUGUCCUGGUACUUGUAUGCUUCUUCCCAUGCAGCAUCGGGCAGCAGGCAAGCGGGUCUCUGCUUUUGCAGUACGCCUCGAAGCGCUUGAAUUGGUCUUUGGGCAAGGCUUCGUAUCUCGUGUCCCUUGGCGCGGGAAUCAAUUUGAUUGUGCACGCCAUCGGCAUUCCUGCUCUAUCUACUCUCCUGUUAUGGCGUCUCAAGCUACAUGAAAUCGCCAAAGAUAAAGGCAUUGCCCAAAUCAGUGGCUUUUUCCUCGUCCUUGGGACAAGUAUCAUCUUUGCUGCAGGAUCUUGGCCUAUCCUUGUCCUCGGCCAAGUACUAUAUAGCAUGGGACUGGCGUUCAGUGUCCCUGCGCGAAGUAUAGUGACAAGCAUGGUCGAGAAGCGGCAUCUCGCAGCACUUUAUACGACAAUCUCAGUCUUGCUAUAUGGUGGUAUGCUCACUGGUGGGCCUUUGUUUGCGGGCGCAUUUGGCUGGGGGCUCCGGAUGGGUGGGCUGUGGAUUGGGAUGCCAUAUUUGAUAGCUUGUGGCUGCUUUGCGUUGGCAUUAGUGGCCGUUUCAACGGCGCCGACAGCGGGUCAAGUGCCAGGUGCGGUGGGUGGUGAGGAUGGAGACGUAGAUCCUCUCAGUCCAGAAGACGUCAGAUAG